Pteronotus mesoamericanus is the source of this 1083-nucleotide messenger RNA. Its product is annotated as farnesyl pyrophosphate synthase-like. The record is from RefSeq and is a predicted model, not a curated record. Gene Ontology annotation, cellular component: cytoplasm. Gene Ontology annotation, biological process: trans, trans-farnesyl diphosphate biosynthetic process. Lineage: Eukaryota; Metazoa; Chordata; Mammalia; Chiroptera; Mormoopidae. The transcript has a single exon. Gene Ontology annotation, molecular function: dimethylallyltranstransferase activity; (2E,6E)-farnesyl diphosphate synthase activity.
CUUUACUGCUCCCUCAGAAUGAAUGGCAAUCAUAAAUUGGAUGUUUAUGACCAAAAAAUGAAGGCUUUCAUCCAGCACUUCUCCCAGAUUGUCAAGGUGCUGACUGAGGAUGUCACAGGGCACCUAGAAAUAGAAGAUGCUAUGGCCUGUCUAAAGGAGAGCCUGGAGUACAAUGUUGUCGGAGGCAAGUACACUAGGAGUAUGACUGUGCUGACAGUGAUACAGGACCUGGUGGCUCCGAGAGAGUUGGAGGCUGCCUGCCUCCAGCAGGCCAUGACUGUGGGCUGGUGUGUGGAACUGCUCCAAGCUUUCUUCCUGGUGUCAGAUGACAUUAUGGAUUCAUCCCUUACCCAACGGGGACAGAUCUGCUGGUAUCAGAAGCCAGGCAUAGGUUUGGAUGCCAUCAAUGAUGCUAUGCUUCUGGAAGCAUGUGUCUACCGACUGCUGAAGUUCUGCUGCUGGGAGCAGCCCUAUUACCUGAACCUGAUCUAGCUCUUCCUGCAGAGAACCUAUCAGACUGAGAUUGGACAGACCCUGGACCUCAUCACAGCCCUAAAAGGCAAUGUGGAUCUUGGCAAAUUCACUGAAAAGAGGUACAAGUCUAUUGUCACAUAUAAGACACCUUUCUACUCCUUCUACCUUUCUGUAGCUGCUGCCAUGCAUAUGGCAGGCAUUGAUGGGAAGAAGGAACAUGCCAAUGCCAAGAAGAUCCUGCUGGAGAUUGGGGAGCUCUUUCAGGUUCAGGAUGAUUACCUUGACCUCUUUGGGGACUCCAGGGUGACAGGCAAGAUUGGUACUGACAUCCAGGACAACAAAUGCACCUGGCUGGUGGUUCAGUGUCUUCAACAGGUCUCUCCAGAACAGCACCAGAUCUUGCAGGAGAAUUAUGGGCAGAAAGAUGCUGAGAAGGUGUCCCAGGUGAAGGUGCUGUAUGAGGAGCUGAAUCUGCAGGCUGUGUUUUUGCAGUAUGAGGAAGACACUUACAGCCACCUUAUUAUGGGACUCAUUGAGCAGUACUCACCGCCGCUGCCCCCAGCCAUCUUCCUGAGGCUAGCACACAAAAUACACAAGCAGAAAAAGUAA